CGCACAAGCUUUGUCUCCCUCUCCCACUCACUCACUUUCUUUUCUUUCCACAGCGGGAACAUCCUUCUUUCCGUCCUCCUCCCUCAUCCACUUCCUUUCUUCUUGUCUCACAUGAUGGGACGACCACCCAGCCUCCCCUUCGUCCUCCUCCUUUUCCUCCCCUGUCUGUCUCGGGCUCACAGGUCAAACCCCGAGGAUGAAAAGCCGUCCUGUGAUCGCUGCGACCGGCGGCUCUCUUGUAACUGCACCUACGGAGGGUUCACCCGGGUUCCCACGGUGACGGACGGCGCCCUGACCCUUGAUCUCUCCUUUAACAACAUCUCGGAGGUGACUGACGACGACCUGAUCGGCCACGCCCACUUGAGGGCUCUAAGUCUCCACGGUAACACGUUAACUGUGAUCCAGCCCUCGGCUUUCGACGCUCUGUGGAACCUGGAGGAGUUGGAUCUGUCCAACAAUCGGCUGACUGCUCUCAACCACACCUGGUUCCAAAAACUAGGAGCCCUGCAGAAGCUCAACCUAGUGGGUAAUCCAUACAGGUCGCUGGGUUCUUCUCUACUGUUUCAGGGGCUGGUCAGGUUGAGGAAGCUGGCGUUUGGCAGUGAUGAUCUGGUGGAGCUGAGAAGAGGACAUCUGACAGGAGUCAGUCAGCUGGAGGAGCUCACUGUGCAUGCCAACAACCUGCAGAGGUAUGAUGCUGGCACUUUAGCAGGCAUUUGGCCUUUGGGUCGUGUCACUUUGAGCCUCCACGGGCCGUUUCUUAACAACACGGCGCUGGCAUCAGAUUUGCUCGGUGAUGUGUCCUACCCUGAGACACCCAUGGUUCUCUUAGACCUCCACCUGAUUGGGAAUGAGUCCAUUCAGCCCUUCAGAGAGACAAGUAGGAGGAGAGUAAGGUUUCUGACCACCUAUAACCUCUCCGUGUCUGAUGAGGCAAUAGUUGAGCUCCUGAAGGUGUCUGAUGGAGCACCGCUCACCUAUAUGGCGGUGAACAAUGCCAGGCUAACGGGUGAAGGCAGGUGGGAACGAGCCAAGGAGACCGACCACAAGAACAUAGAUGAGUUCUUCAUACGAGAUGUGGUGAUAUUGAACGUUUGGAAGUUUGUCUCUUUCAUGGAUCUAGGGUUUCUGCUGCAGUACCCCAGGAGGGUGUCAGUCAUCGGCGCCAAGGUGUUUUUGUUGCCCUGUAAUUCCACCCGUCUCCUGAAGAACCUGCAGUAUCUGGACCUGACUAACAACCUCCUGACUGACAUGACCCUGGAGCAAACACUGUGCAAUGGAGACGGCACACUGAAGAACCUCAGGGUUUUGAACUUCAGCGGCAAUGCUCUGAAGUCUCUUUCCACACUGAGCCACCUGGUCGCUAAGCUCGAUAAACUGGCCCAUCUGGACGUCAGCAGGAACGGGUACAACGUCAUGCCCACACACUGCACUUGGCCCUCAACCCUGCAAUACCUCAACAUCUCCGGGUCAAAACUCACUGAAGUCACCGCUUGCAUGCCCAAAACCCUGCAGGUGUUGGAUCUCAGCAACAACGACCUCCAGACCUUCCUCGUGGACCUGCCUGCCCUGAGAGAGCUCUACCUCUCUGGGAACAAGUUACAGAAUCUGCCCAAUGGAUCGAAGUUCCCAAAUCUGCAAUCAUUGACAAUACAGUCAAACACCCUGAGCAUUUUUCACGAUUCGGAGUUGAAGUCUUACCAGCGGCUCACCAACCUCCAGGCCGGUCAGAACAAGAUUUUAUGCUCCUGCGAGUUCGUCAACCUCCUCCAGAUGAGCUUUAGAGGACAGGGAGCCGUUGCUUUAACAGAUGAGGAAGAGAACUACAUCUGCGAUUCUCCUCUCCCCUUGCAGGGAGAGCAGGUGGGUCAAGUCCACCUCUCCAUUGCCUACUGCCAUCAGGUUCUGGUUGUGUGUGUGUGCUGCGGCGUGGCACUCGUAAUAAUGGUUGUGCUGGUAGUCGUGCUGUGGCGUAUCCAUGCAUUCUGGUAUGUCAAGAUGACAUGGGCGUGGCUGAAGGCCAAGCGUAGCUCCAGCUCCCGCCGACGCCGGCAGAACAGAGAUGGAACUGAUUCAGAACCGUUGCUAUGCUACGACGCUUUUGUCUCAUACAGUGAGAGAGAUGCCAGCUGGGUGGAGGAAUACCUCGUUCCUGAGCUGGAGAACCCGAGGGACGAGAAAGAUGAAACAGCAGCAACAGCAGCAGCAAAUGACAAGCCCUUGCAGGCCUUCUCCCUGUGUCUCCACAAACGAGACUUCCUUCCAGGACAAUGGAUCGUGGACAACAUCAUGAGCGCCAUGGAGCGCAGCCGGCGGACCGUCUUCAUCCUCUCUGAGAACUUUGUCAGCUCCGACUGGUGCCGCUACGAGCUGGACUUCUCGCACUUUCGCCUUUUCGAUGGCAAAGACGACGGCGAUACAGCCAUCUUGAUCCUGCUGGAGCCGCUGUCUAAGGACGACAUCCCCAAGCGCUUCUGCAAACUCCGCAAGCUCAUGAACUCCACAACCUAUCUGGAGUGGCCGCAGGAGGAGGAGAAGAGGCCCGAGUUCUGGGGGAGCCUCCGCAACGCCUUGAGAGGUGACGAUGAAGAGGAGCCGUGAGAUAGGACGAAGGAUGUAAGUGCGGAGGAAGGGAGAGAAGAGAGAAGCCGAAGAUGAGGGCCUGGAGGUGCAAUGAGAGGAAAAAUACUUUUGGGCAUAGGAUGCAUUUUACUCAUUAGGGUGAACAAAAUAAAGCUUGUUUCCACAUUUUGUUCAUUCGUGCACAGAAGAUAGUUUAUUCCCUCAAUUUAAUUAAAUCAAUUUCAUGUAACGUUAGUGAGAGCCAGCCAAAGAGACAAGUACAAAGUAAUAGGUAGAAUAAAAAAAAGUGUAAAUAGUUUACACAUGGUAAUGAUUUAACCGCAGGGGUGAACUAAAUCUUAUAAACAUGAGCAUGAAUUGUAUGCCCAAGUUAGUAAAAUGUGGCGUCUUUAUUUGUUUUAUUAUUCAAAAUGAUGUUUUUCCCGACUUUUCUCAUUCUGUGACAAACCACCUUUGAUGAAUCUGAUGUAGAAAGAGCAAAUUCCUGAGCUUCAGAAAGUUUAUUGGUUGGCAUUCAGGUGUGGGUGCAGAAUAAUAAAAAUUACACUAGA
Myripristis murdjan (pinecone soldierfish) is the source of this 3134-nucleotide messenger RNA. RefSeq names its product toll-like receptor 2 (gene tlr2). Gene Ontology annotation, biological process: immune response; toll-like receptor signaling pathway; inflammatory response. The transcript is spliced from 11 exons. The record is from RefSeq and is a predicted model, not a curated record. Bases 112 to 2601 code for a protein of 829 amino acids. Gene Ontology annotation, cellular component: plasma membrane; signaling receptor complex. Gene Ontology annotation, molecular function: transmembrane signaling receptor activity; triacyl lipopeptide binding; protein binding. NCBI's taxonomy places the organism in Eukaryota, Metazoa, Chordata, Actinopteri, Holocentriformes, Holocentridae.